Messenger RNA from Scleropages formosus (Asian bonytongue), 2292 nucleotides. Its product is annotated as keratin, type II cytoskeletal 8-like. Gene Ontology annotation, cellular component: keratin filament. Lineage: Eukaryota; Metazoa; Chordata; Actinopteri; Osteoglossiformes; Osteoglossidae. Gene Ontology annotation, biological process: keratinization; intermediate filament organization. Bases 154 to 1572 code for a protein of 472 amino acids. The record is from RefSeq and is a predicted model, not a curated record. Gene Ontology annotation, molecular function: structural constituent of skin epidermis. The transcript has 9 exons.
AUGGAUUAAAAGCAUCAACGCUUGAGCGUAGAGCCGUACAGAGGGACUCAGCUCUCCUUCGAACCUGCUGACUUGGUGCUCCUCUUGUUUCCUUGAUCUACUAGGUCACACCGUGCUGCUUUCUUUGUUUCCUGAACAAGACCCAGCUUCAUCAUGUCCUUCCAAACUAGCUACAGCGCAAAAAGCAUGAGCUCAGGCUACAGCAGCAGUGGAAGCAUGCGCAGGAGCUUCUCUAGUCGCUCAGCAUUUGUUCCACAAGCCAGCUCUUCUCGUACAAUGUCGGUCCAGCGCUCUGCUGUUAUUGGUGGUGCCUCCGGGUCUGUCUACGGGUUCGGAGCUGGAAGCAGUUAUGGCUUUGGUCCUUCUUUCGCCAGUGGUGUCCCCAUCACAGCUGUCACUCUGAAUCAAAGCCUUCUUGCUCCUGUGAAACUGGACAUUGACCCCAACAUCCAGGCCAUCCGCACCCAGGAGAAGGAGCAAAUCAAGACCCUCAACAAUCGAUUUGCCUCCUUCAUCGACAAGGUGCGCUUCCUGGAACAGCAGAACAAAAUGCUGGAGACCAAGUGGAGUUUACUGCAGGAACAGACCACAACCAGGUCUAACAUCAGUGGUAUGUUCGAGGCCUACAUUGCCGCACUACGCAGGCAGCUUGACGGCUUGGGCAACGAGAAGGUCAAACUGGAGGGAGACCUGAAGAACAUGCAAAGCCUGGUGGAGGACUUCAAGCACAAGUAUGAAAAUGAAAUCCACAAGCGUUCUGAAGCAGAGAAUGAAUUUGUUGUCCUGAAGAAAGAUGUUGAUGCUGCCUAUAUGACCAAGACAGAACUGGAAGUCAAAGUUGACGUUCUGCAGGAUGAAAUCAACUUCCUCAGGGCCGUGUAUGAAGCGGAGCUUCUUGAGCUGCAGAGUCAGAUCAAGGACACCUCAGUGGUGGUGGAGAUUGACAACAGCCGCCAUCUGGACAUGGACAGUAUUGUGGCAGAAGUGCGUGCCCAAUAUGAGGAAAUUGCAAACCGCAGCAAAGCAGAAGCUGAGACAUGGUACAGGCAGAAGUAUGAGGAGCUGAAGACCUCAGCUGGGCAGUACAGUGAGGACCUUCACGUCACCAAGGCUAAAAUCGCCGAACUGAACCGCAUGAUCAGCCGCCUGCGGAAUGAGAUUGAAGGUGUGAAAGGACAGCGCUCAACCUUGGAGCUUCAGAUCACCACGGCAGAGCAGGAUGGGGAGAAAAACGUGAUGGAUGCCAAGCUCAAAAUCAAGAAGGUGGAGGAGGCCUUGCAGAAAGCCAAGCAGGACAUGGCUCACCAGGUGCGUCAGUACCAGGAUUUGAUGAACGUCAAGCUGGCCCUGGACAUCGAGAUUGCCACCUACAGGAAGCUGCUGGAAGGAGAGGAGUACAGGUUGUCUUCUGGUGGUGGACCUUCUACAGUCCAUGUGCUGUCUUCUAACAGCAGUGUGAACUCCCACGGUGGAUUCAGCUCCUCGAGCGGAUACGGCUACGGAGGCAGCCUUGUGGGAAGCUCAUCCGUCACAAAGUCCCAGACGGUCAGCUCAAGCCGCAAGGUCUACUGAAGAGGAGACACGCUCUUCUGUCCGUCUCUCAGAAACACUAACCAUUUUUUAAGAGAUACAUCAUACUUCUCUUUCUUCCCGAAGCAAAUUCUUCCUCCUGGGCGUCCAAGCAUAUUGGCCUGUAAGUUUCCUUUACAAAAAAGCAUAGGGUAAGAGGAUCUGCUGAGAUACCUCUUGAGCUGAUACAUUCAGUGAGUGGUAUAAUGACAAGAUCACAAUGUCCUGAGUCAGCAGAACAACAGCGCGUUUCACUUUGAGAGGUCUAACGUUCGCCCUGUUGCCAGUAAUCUUGAACAGCGAACACGGCCGAUUCUCUUUAUUUUGUGUCAAAUUAAAACUUACAUUUGGCUUUGCUUUUGUUUUCAUCGCCUCUAAAACAGCCUUCCCAACAACAAAAUCUAUCUGGUAAAUACUGACAAAAAAAAACAUAAUGAAUGUUAAAAAAAAAACAUCACUAAAGGAAAGUAUUCACUGCUGGGCUGUUUUUGGUAUCACAUGAUCAAGCAGAAGCUGAAGUAGUCAAAUUAUCAUUUUUCAGACGCCCAGCCUUUUACUUCUGUUUUCAUUCAUUUACAGGGGGUUACAAGUUCAUUGUGGUGUCUAUGAAAUGAUUUUAUACCUGGUUUUGUACUUUCUGAGAAGACAAAAGGCUGAUUCUGAACAGAUGUAGUCAGUUGUGCUUGUAACACCAAAAAUAUGAAUAAAUCUGAGUUAAACAUU